GCGCCUUGCCACCCCCGGCGAGCAUGCCCCGAUGCCGAUGGACUUCCAUGUGCGUCUCUGCCUCGAGGGCGUGCCGAUCCACGUCUCGAUCGAGGCCGUCGCUAAGAAGAUCAUCGGCAAGUCCUGCUGAGGCCUACUCGGUGUCUCGGUCGCGUCGCUGAACCUGUGGCUGUGGCCUGUGGUGUGGGCAUGGACUCACAAGUCACAACCGGCCAGCGGGCAGCAGCCAACAACAUGCAUUUGCAUCCCGCUGGUUGACCGCUUCAACGUCAGCUCCGCAACGCCCUCACCGAUCGAUCGAGGCAGCUGAGAGCAGCAAGCAUGGUGGCGCGCGGGGCCGGUUGGUCCUCCAUGUCCAUGCCUAGGAUACCGGAUCCGUGUCCCUCCUCCUCGUCCACUUCUGAAUGAAGAGUAGUCAUCCCACCGUCGCGACAGGAGACAUAGAGAUAGGGACGACGACGACGACGACCGCUGAGACGGUCGUGGUCGUGGAAGCAGAUCCUCCUGGCUGCCCCGCUUCCUCGGCAACCCCGAGCCCUAAGCCGGCGCCGGCGCCGGCACCGGCGGCAUCGGGUGGUGCUAAGCCGCUGCCCCUCUUUAUCUCGCUUGCCCUCGGCCUCGCCGUCCGCUUCCUCGUGCCGCGGCCGGCCCAGGUAACCUCGCAGGCUUGGCAGCUCCUCUCCAUCUUCCUCUCCACCAUCGCGGGGCUCGUCCUCGCCCCGCUCCCCGUCGGUGCGUGGGCGUUCCUCGGCCUCACCGUCACCGUCGCCACGCGCACGCUCUCCUUCGCCGCCGCGUUCGGGGCCUUCACUAACGAGGUCAUCUGGCUUAUCGUCAUCUCCUUCUUCUUCGCGCGCGGCUUCGUCAAGACCGGCCUCGGCGACCGCGUCGCCACCUACUUCGUCAAAUGGCUGGGGCGCAGCACUUUGGGCCUAUCCUAUGGCCUUGUCAUCAGCGAGGCUGUCAUCUCGCCUGCCAUGCCCAGCACCACGGCCAGGGCAGGAGGGGUUUUCCUUCCCAUCAUCAAGUCGCUCUCGCUCUCGUCGGGAAGCAAGCCCAACGACCCCUCGGCAAAGAAACUCGGCUCUUAUCUUGUGCAGUCGCAGCUACAGGCAGCUGCCAACUCCAGUGCUCUCUUCUUGACAGCGGCUGCACAGAACCUGUUGUGUCUGAAGUUAGCAGAGGAGAUUGGUGUUAAUAUCGGAAACUAUUGGUUUACUUGGUUCAAGGUUGCUAGCGUGCCAGCACUUCUUGGGAUUUUAGUGACUCCUUAUUUGAUUUACAAAAUAUUCCCCCCUGAAAUAAAGGACACUCCUGAAGCCCCAGCGUUAGCUGCCGAGAAGCUAAAGAACAUGGGUCCAGUAACAAAAAAUGAAUGGGCUAUGAUUGCAACGAUGCUUCUUGCAGUCUCAUUAUGGAUUUUUGGGCAAACUAUUGGCGUAUCCAGCGUUGUUGCUUCAAUGAUUGGACUCUCAAUACUUCUUCUGCUUGGAGUGCUGAACUGGGAGGAUUGUUUGAAUGAGAAGUCUGCAUGGGACACCCUAGCUUGGUUUGCUAUUUUAGUUGGUUUGGCUGGUCAGCUUACUAAGCUCGGUAUUGUGUCCUGGAUAUCGAGUAGUGUUGCCAAGAUUCUUCGAUCUUUCUCAUUGAGCUGGCCUGCAGCAUUUGGUGUUCUUCAGGCCUCAUUCUUCUUUAUUCACUAUAUAUUUGCAAGCCAAACUGCACAUGUUGGAGCUUUAUACUCGGCAUUUCUUGCCAUGCAUUUAGCAGCUGAUGUGCCAGCUGUAAUGUCAACACUUGCUUUGGCAUAUAAUGCAAACCUCUUUGGAUCACUGACACAUUAUAGUAGCGGGCAAUCUGCAGUAUACUUUGGAGCGGGGUACGUUGGCCUUGGAGAUGUAUUCAAGCUGGGUUUUAUAACAGCCGUCAUCAAUGCUGUAAUUUGGGGAGCUGCUGGUGCAUUAUGGUGGAAAUUGUUGGGUCUUUAUUGAGAUGAGUCUUGGAGCAGUAUAAGUAGCGUAUCAUAUACUUUGUUUUCUGAGGUGCCUAUGAAUGCAUAAUAACAGAUGAGUCUUAGAAGUUUUUGAGCAUAACCUAGAAAGCGGAUGGGUUUUGGUAGGCUGUAAAGACCGUCUUAUAUAUCCUUUGAUUUGAUUGAUGUACUAUCAUAUGUCUUACCCACAAGGGAAAUAAAAGCACGAGUGACUUUUGAAUUUUGAUUUGAUGACCCACAUCUUGUCUUAUAUUAAAUCCA
Sorghum bicolor (sorghum) is the source of this 2254-nucleotide messenger RNA. Its product is annotated as dicarboxylate transporter 2.1, chloroplastic. Lineage: Eukaryota; Viridiplantae; Streptophyta; Magnoliopsida; Poales; Poaceae. Gene Ontology annotation, cellular component: membrane. Bases 405 to 1991 code for a protein of 528 amino acids. Gene Ontology annotation, biological process: transmembrane transport. Gene Ontology annotation, molecular function: transmembrane transporter activity. The transcript is spliced from 4 exons. The record is from RefSeq and is a predicted model, not a curated record.